ACUCGAGAAGCUAGAGAAACUUUAAAAAGAUCAAAUAGGUCUUGGCGCCUAACAUGCCAGUGUUUCCAAGCCACCAGCGAGAUUAUUUCCUGUGUUCUCUGCUGGAUGGUGAGCGUACAUAAAAACGACUGCUUCUCGAGCUUCUUACAUUAAUUACAGCAGUGACCGACCUCCGUGCCAACGCGACAAAAACAGCUGUAAUGAAAACAAGAUCAAGAGAAUCUCAUGCUGAAUCUGUGACAACACAAACAGUGUAAUACCUGAAAAGUAUUUGUGCUCCUGUUUACAAUGCAGCCGGAGAUUUGUGGUCGUUUCCUGCCAGACGGUCUAGCAUUCAAUGACAACAAGGGCCCUGGCUAGACAGCAACUUUCAACUUGACCUUGGCCUCCAGCAGUGUGUAACUCACAUGUAAACGAGUUUUGGCAAAAUUGUGGGCUGGAUUUAAAAUCAUAUAUACCAUACUGAAAUGGGGAUGAUUUUUACAAAGUAGGAAAUGUUUGGUUGUAUUUGACAAUUUCACUGGCUCGAAUUGGUGUUAGUGACUGUGUAACAUUUUACCCAACGUACUGUUAAAAAAAAUGAAGAAAAUAGACACUUAAUACGUUUUGGUUCAUUAUUUAAAGCGGAUGUCUUGUUAGACAAAAGGGGGAAAUAGCGACAUAAGAAAUUAUUACUUUACUAACAAAACAGCUGUUGUUUCAGGAAACUACUGCAGUAAGGUUAAAUAAUUCGUUUAAAAACCUCACCAUUUAAAAAUGUGGUGAGUUGUCUGUAUUUUUGUGUUAUCUAUUUUUAUCUUAUUAUUUUUACUAGAUCUAUUUUAGUAGUGUGCAUUUAAUCUUGCAGUUAAGUUGUACACCUAUGAUGAAACAUAAUAUGCCACUUUUGCGCACAAGAGUGCAGCUUAGUUUCCCCUUUAUGCGUAAAGCUUAGCACCGGAAUCUUUUAGCAAUUUCUAACUAAAUCUCACUACUUUGUUUCAGUUAAGUGACGUAUAUUUGUCUGUGCUUGAUCGGCGUUAUCUCCAGUUGAGACGUUUAUCAGCCUCUUUGCAUGUCACGUGCCUCGGCUCGUCCAAUAGCAGUCGGAGCUGGACGCGCACAGAGGGCGCAUGGGUAUCUGUUACUCCAGAUCCACAGCUUCUCUUUCAGUCUUGGGGAAUACUAAAAGAGCUGGUAGGCUCCAUGUAGGGCGUGCUAUGACAGCGUCUUUACUCCUCCAUUCUCGCUGGAUUGACCCGGUGAUGUUUCUGUAUGACAACGGCUUGGAUGAUAUGAACAAAAACAUGGAAGGAUUUGUGGGAGGCAAUUUUGCUGCGAAUCAGUGCAGGAAUCUUAUUGCUCAUCCGUCUUCUUUGGCCCCGAGCACGACUUACACGUCGAGUGAGGUGCCCGGGUCGGGCAUGGGAGAACCUGUCAAACAAUGCAGUCCCUGCUCAGCUCAGAAUUCACCCGGUGCUUCUUUGCCCUAUGGAUAUUUUGGCGGCAGCUACUACCCAUGCAGGAUGCCAAAGUCCUGCACGCAGCCCACCUCCUAUGGGGAAAAAUACAUGGACACGUCUGUUUCUGGAGAGGAGUUCCCUUCUCGUGCUAAGGAAUUCGCCUUCUAUCAGGGUUAUUCGUCUGGCCCUUACCAGCCUGUGCCAAGUUAUCUUGACGUGCCAGUGGUACCUGCGCUGAGCGCCCCUGCGGAACCAAGACACGAGUCUCUUCUGCCUGUGGAGACGUACCAACCCUGGGCAAUUACGAACGGAUGGAGCAGUCCGGUGUACUGCCCAAAAGAUCAAACGCAGUCAAACACCCUCUGGAAAUCGUCUAUUCAAGAGAGCGUAUCGGCUGCUGAAGGAGCCUCAGUUCGUCGAGGAAGAAAGAAGCGGGUUCCAUAUACCAAGGUUCAAUUAAAGGAACUAGAACGAGAAUAUGCCACAAAUAAAUUCAUCACUAAGGACAAACGAAGAAGGAUAUCAGCUCACACAAACCUGACCGAACGACAAGUGACCAUCUGGUUUCAAAACAGGCGGGUGAAGGAAAAAAAAGUGGUCAACAAAUACAAGGGUAUCAGUUAAGAUUUGAAAAAUGUUAAAACUGAAAUACCAAUGUGGUAUAAAUGGAAGGACCUUCAACAUUAUUUAUUCUGAAACCCAUUCCAUCUUCGGUUCUACGUCAUGAGAUGCGCAGGAGUAAACGAAAAAUAUGUAUUUUACUUCUAUGUGUACAGACUGUCACGUCACGACAUUGGCACGGGGCAAAAUAAACAGUUCAGAACAAUGUACACAUAUUCACCACUUUUUAAUUCAUUUUCAUCUGUAAUGUCUUUAUAAGAAAGACCUGAAAGGAAUGUCAACUGCUUUCAACACAUUCACACAAUGUAAAAUAAGUAGAGACAAAACCAUAGCUGGGUAUGUAGCUUAUUUUUUAUUAAGAUAAGGUUAUUUUCACAAAAACAGAACUGUACAUUGGAGACUGUGGACUUGCACGCGGCGUAACUGAUGAGUCGAUAAUCUUAAAUCUUGUACACUAAAUAAUAGAUUACAUUUCUCCCCUUUUACACAGUGUAUUUGUAAAUAAAUAGCCGCUUCCAGGCAUCUUGCGAAAUAUACACAUUCCCCUGUGUUAUUGCAGAUAAUAUGCAAAUAAAACUUCCCAUAUCAAGUGAUAGACAUACACAUUUGAAUCGUGUUAAUUACUCACAAACCGUGUCAAAAUAUUUAAAACAGCAAAUCUAUUAUUUUGUUACAGUUUACAUUACAUUAAGUAGCCUAUACCUUGGCAAAUAGGCUGAAACAGAAAGUAAAUCAGCUCUUAAUCUGGGUUAUUUAAACAAAAUUAUUUUAUUUAUUUUAUUUUUAAAAAGAGUAAGUGUAAUAUUUCCCCCUUUUGCCAAUUUAUUGCUGCAAGUUAAAUCUAUCGUCUUGGAAAAUGUUUUCUAAAGUUUUUUCUACAGGCUUCAUGGUGCUGCCAUCUACUGUCAAAUAGAGGUCAUUGCAUUUUUUUACCAGGCUCAGUUAAUAUUUUCUAUCAAAUGUACUGCAGAAAAAAAUAAACAACAUAGAUAAUAUAAAUAAUAUAAGAAUACACUCUUAAAAAUAAAGUUUCCUAAAGUAUUCUCGAUCGGUGCUGUAUUUCAUUAAAGAACUUUAACAUACACAGAAUGUUUCUUUUGCAGAAUUUUUUAUUUUUUUUUUGUAGUGAAAAAGGUUUCCACUAUUAAAAAGUAGGAAAUAAAUGUUUAUUUUAAGAUUUGUUGACUGGUUCUUCUAUGGCACAGCAGUGAAGAACCCUUUAUUGAACCUUUAUUUUUAAGAGUGUCACGCUGUGUCUUCUAGACGUCUAUAUUUUUCUAUGACAAUGUCUCUUUUGUACACACUUACAACUACAUUGUAGAAAGCACUAACAUGCAGUUGCUAUUUUAACUUACCCAUAAAAUGACGUGGUUUAUAGUUGUAUUUAGGUUGAUUCAGAAACGUAUAAAACAAUAAAUAAAACCAGCUAUUUUAAAUAA
Molecule: messenger RNA, 3502 nt
Organism: Paramisgurnus dabryanus
Lineage: Eukaryota; Metazoa; Chordata; Actinopteri; Cypriniformes; Cobitidae
Source: RefSeq, a predicted model, not a curated record